Messenger RNA from Larimichthys crocea (large yellow croaker), 2184 nucleotides. It is a transcript of the gene mettl16, whose product is annotated as methyltransferase 16, N6-methyladenosine. Gene Ontology annotation, molecular function: 23S rRNA (adenine(1618)-N(6))-methyltransferase activity. Gene Ontology annotation, cellular component: nucleus. Gene Ontology annotation, biological process: rRNA base methylation. The transcript has 10 exons. Bases 201 to 1883 code for a protein of 560 amino acids. Lineage: Eukaryota; Metazoa; Chordata; Actinopteri; Sciaenidae. The record is from RefSeq and is a predicted model, not a curated record.
CGCGCAUGGACGUAGGUUGUGACGUCGGAGCGUAACCAGGAAGAGAGAGUUGCAGUCGGUCACGACGUUUGGACAACGUGAGUCUCUGCAAACUAGUUUGAGUCCGGUGAAGUCUGUGGCUGCCAGGAAAACAUCAGCAGACCUCACCACAACAAGAGGAGACUCCAGCUCAGUGCUCGUGUCUCCUCUCCUCAGUGCUCAUGGCUCUCAAUAAGUCCAUGCAUCCUCGGAACCGGUACAAAGACAAACCUCCAGACUUUGGUUACCUGGCCUCCAAAUAUCCAGACUUCCAGCAGCAUGUGCACACCAGCCUCACUGGAAGACCUGUUGUGAAUUUCAAAGAGCCCGAGGCGGUGCGAGCGCUGACCUGCACCCUGCUGAAGGAGGACUUUGGUCUGACCAUCGAGAUCCCUCUGGAGCGCCUCAUACCCACCGUCCCCCUCCGCCUCAACUACAUCCACUGGGUGGAGGACCUCAUCGACGGCCAGAAGCAACCACGCAGGGGCAUCGACAUCGGCACUGGGGCGUCUUGUAUCUACCCCUUGCUGGGUGCCACAAUGAACGGCUGGUACUUUCUCGCCACAGAGGUGGACGACAUCUGUUUUGACUACGCUACGAAAAACGUUGAGCAGAACAGCCUGUCUGACCUGAUUAAAGUUGUCAAAGUCCCUCAGAAGACUUUACUGAUGGACGCCUUGAAAGAAGAGACAGAAAUAGUGUACGACUUCUGCAUGUGCAACCCUCCUUUUUUCGCCAACCAGCUGGAAGCAAAGGGGGUUAACUCCAGGAACUCACGGCGACCUCCUCCCAGUUCGGUGAACACGGGUGGGGUGACGGAGAUCAUGGCGGAGGGCGGGGAACUGGAGUUUGUCAAGAGGAUCAUUCAUGACAGCCUGCAGCUUAAAAAACGCUUGCGGUGGUACAGCUGCAUGUUGGGGAAGAAAUGUAGCCUGGCACCUUUGAAAGAGGAGCUGAGGAAGCAAGGGGUGCCUAAAGUGACGCACACAGAGUUCUGUCAGGGACGGACCAUGCGGUGGGCGCUAGCCUGGAGUUUCUAUGAUGACGUGAUUGUUCCGUCUCCUCCCAGUAAGAAGCGUAAACUGGAGAAGACACGGAAGCCCCUGUCGUUCACACUACCGGAGGCGGGACUGAAGGAGCUCCAAGCCAAGGCCUUGACUUUAGGCCAGACUGCCCAUGGUCCUGUGGACAGCAUCGCUGCUCUGCUGGAGAAAACACUCACUGACCUGCGGGUGCUGCACAAACGUGUCCCAUGCAGGAAGCAGGAGCAGAGCCUCUUUCUAACUGCUGUGGAGAACACUUGGAUCCACGGACGACAGAAGCGUCGUGAAGGGGCGCGUCAUUUGCGAGAGCUUCCCAGGGCGCCUCAAGGAGUUGGAACCAGCUCUCAAACCACCGUGGCCACAACCCCAGCAACUCAAAACCAGCCUGCCUCCACGCAGAAGAGCAGCACGCUAGAGGACGGCCAAAACAAAACGACGCCUGCAGAGCAGGUUGGAAACAGCUCAUCUUCAGAUGUGACAAGUAAAGAUGCAACACACAACCCAACUGGUGAACAGAAAGAGGUCUUAGAAAGUGUAUCGGGUGACGAUGUGGACAUGGAGUCCUCUAUCACCACAGAACCAGGGCAGGAAACUGGACCAAAGGAUGAAACUGCUGCUGCUGCAAAUGAGCCGCCCGCUAAGCGACCCCUGAGCCCCGGCACUGUCGAACACUUCCUGUUUAAGUGUCUGCUCAAUGUGAUGCUGGAGGAGGGCGACGCAGUGAUUGAGAUGCACUGGGUCGAGGGUCCGAAUAAAGACCUGAUGAACCAGCUGUGCACUUACCUGAAGAACAUGCUUUUAAAGUCUGUCGCAAAGUCCUAAAUGAAAAACAAAGAACAACAUGUCCUUUUUUCUUUUUUAAAACAGUGUUUUCAGACGUGAAAUGACAAGUAAAACUGUUAUUUUUUUAGAGAUGAUUAUGAAGUGGCUGUUUUGUUUUUGUUCAUAACUACAUACAGCUUUUGAGAAGUUUGGAAAAUGUUCAGUUCACUGUGACUCCUGGAGAUUUAUUCUAGUCAGUAAAUGAGUCUUGUACCUGGCAGUUUACCUUUAAGGUCAAACAUUUAUUGUACAUCAGUAUUUUGUUAAACGUUUACAAUAAAUGUAAAUUUUUCUAACAUCA